Glycine soja is the source of this 776-nucleotide messenger RNA. Its product is annotated as ubiquitin-fold modifier-conjugating enzyme 1. The transcript is spliced from 3 exons. Gene Ontology annotation, biological process: protein K69-linked ufmylation. Gene Ontology annotation, molecular function: UFM1 conjugating enzyme activity. The coding region runs from base 62 to 589 and encodes 175 amino acids. The record is from RefSeq and is a predicted model, not a curated record. NCBI's taxonomy places the organism in Eukaryota, Viridiplantae, Streptophyta, Magnoliopsida, Fabales, Fabaceae. Gene Ontology annotation, cellular component: cytoplasm.
AAGGGAACAAGAAUUGUUAUUGUUGUUGUAAGGCAAGUGAGCGUAGGUUGGAAGCAGAGAGAUGGAAGGUUGGGACCCGAAUACGAAGUCGACGCUGACACAGAUCCCUCUGCUGACGACGAAGGCGGGUCCACGAGACGGAGCGGCAUGGACGCAGAGGCUUAAGGAAGAGUACAAGGCUCUGAUAGCGUACACGCAGAUGAACAAGUCCAACGACAACGAUUGGUUCCGUAUCUCCGCCGCCAAUCCGGAAGGCACUCGCUGGACCGGUAAAUGCUGGUACGUUCACAACCUCCUCAAGUACGAAUUCGACCUCCAAUUCGAUGUCCCCGUCACUUACCCUUCCACCGCCCCCGAACUCGAACUCCCUCAAUUGGAUGGCAAAACCCAAAAGAUGUAUAGGGGUGGAAAGAUCUGCUUGACUGUGCACUUCAAGCCUCUCUGGGCCAAAAAUUGCCCCAGAUUUGGUAUUGCACAUGCACUUUGCUUAGGUCUUGCACCGUGGCUUGCAGCAGAGGUUCCCAUCCUCGUUGAUUCUGGUAUGAUCAAGCACAAAGAUGACACCGCAACCACAUCAACUGAAUCUUAGUUAGCAUGUCUUGCUAAAACUGUAGAAGUAUAAUUUUGUUACCUGAUUGGUCAAAGGAAAUAAAAUGAGCUGUUUGACCACAAAUUUACAGGAUCUUCCUUAUGUAUCCGCAGAUAUUGACAUACUCUGGCAAAUUAAUAUAUAUUGCAUAUGCAACAUGGCUGAUGAAUUAGUGAUUUUGAUCUAA